Messenger RNA from Leptonychotes weddellii (Weddell seal), 7448 nucleotides. The record is from RefSeq and is a predicted model, not a curated record. NCBI's taxonomy places the organism in Eukaryota, Metazoa, Chordata, Mammalia, Carnivora, Phocidae.
CCCAGGAGAUCCAGUGCUCUGUGGCCAGUCACAUCCAGUCCGUGGUGAAAUCGGAGAAGAACCGUCAGGUCAUGUGUGAGGCGGGGAUGCUUAGGACCCUCAUGGCCUCCUGCCAUAGGGCCCUGACCACCAGCCCCAGCCCCUUGAACUCGGGCCUCAUCAGGGUUUUUGAAAAGCUUGCCUCCCAAGCCAUCGAACCAGACGUGUUAAGACAGUUUCUCGGUCUUGGAAUUCCUUCACCUCCAUCGGCUGCAACGAAAAUCCUCCAUUCAUCUUGUGUGCGCAGAGGGGACUCUGGAGGCUCAGGGUCUCAGGCUGCCGCAGCAGGGACACCUGAGGGUCCCACGGGAGCCGCCCUGGAUGCUGGCCCUGGCCCAGCAGUCACACAGGCCCUCAGGCCCUCGGGGACGUCCCAGGGCUCAACCACCGCCCUUCAGACCUCACUGAGCCUCAUCUCCAUGACCUCCCCACGCCACCUGCAACCUCAGAGGGCGGUCCUGGCUCCAUCGUUUGUGGAAUUUGACAUGUCCAUGGAAGGUUAUGGCUGUUUGUUUAUUCCGACGCUGGCUACAGUUAUGGGCAGCAGUACAGAGUAUCUGGUCUCUGGAGGGAUUGGGACAGGUGCUGCCAGGUCAUUCCCUCCGUCUGGGGGCCUGACCUUCUCCUGCUGGUUCCUGAUCAGCAGACACAGCACAGUCAUUGAGGGCCACCCACUGCGCUUCCUAACCCUGGUGCGUCACUUGGCCAGGACUGAGCAGCCCUUCGUCUGCUUCUCUGUCGGCCUGUGCCCGGACGACCUCUCCUUGGUUGUGUCUACAGAAGAGAAAGCGUUUCAGCCCCUGGACAUCAUGGAACCAGAGGAUGAUCCUGAGCCUUCUGCCGGGCGCCAGCUUCGGGUCAGGUGUGGCCAGCUGCUGGCCUGCGGUCAGUGGCACCACCUGGCUGUGGUUGUCACCAAGGAAAUGAAAAGGAAUUGCACCAUUUCCACCUAUCUGGAUGGACAGAUCACCGGCUCAGCCAAGAUGUUGUAUAUUCAGGCCUUACCAGGGCCUUUCCUUUCAAUGGAUCCAUCUUCAUUUGUGGAUGUUUAUGGAUAUAUUGCUACCCCUCGAGUUUGGAAACAAAAGUCGUCAUUAAUAUGGCGUCUUGGCCCUACAUACCUCUUUGAAGAAGCCAUCUCAGUGGACACUCUGGAAGUUAUUAACAAACUUGGCCCAAGAUACUGUGGUAACUUCCAAGCUGUGCAUGCUCAAGGAGUGGACCCUGAUAUAGAAGUGACGCCCCUGGUUGCGGAGGAAAGGGUUUCCUUUGGCCUUCACCUAGCCAGCUCCUCCAUCACCAGUGUUACAGACAUCAGAAACACUUACAGUGAGGUGGACAGCCGCCUGAUUGCCAAAGAGAUGAACAUUUCAUCCCGUGACAAUGCCAUGCCUGUGUUCUUGCUAAGAAAUUGUGCUGGCCACUUCUCGGGUUCUCUUCGAACCGUUGGAGCUGUGGCUGUAGGCCAUUUAGGCAUAAGGGUGUUCCACUCCAUCCCAGCGGCCAGCAGCCUGGACUUCAUUGGCGGGCCUGCCAUCCUUCUGGGCCUCAUUUCCUUAGCGACAGAUGACCACACUAUGUAUGCAGCUGUGAAAGUCUUGCACUCUGUCUUGACCAGCAAUGUCAUGUGUGAUCACCUGAUGCAGCACAUCUGUGGCUACCAGAUAAUGGCUUUUCUCCUGAGGAAAAAGACCUCUCUCCUAAACCAUCGAAUUUUUCAGCUCAUCCUCUCGAUUGCUGGCACUGCAGAACUAGGCUUCGGGUCAUCUGCUGUCACCAACGUUGGCGUCUUUCAACACAUCCUCUGCAAUUUUGAGCUCUGGAUGAAUACUGCGGACAACCUGGAGCACUCCCUCUUUUCCCACCUUGCGGAAAUCCUUCGAUCACCAAGGGAAGGACCCCGGAAUGCUGAAGUUGCUCACCAGGCACAGCUUAUACCCAAGCUCGUCUUCCUCUUCAAUGAGCCGGGCCUCACCUUCUCCAAGAUCCCCACCAUCAUUGCCAUCCUGGGCUGUCAGCUGAGGGGCCACUUCAGCAUCCGGGACUUGCUCAGAAUUGGGCUGUUUGUUGUGUACACCCUCAAGCCUUCUUCAGUGAAUGAGAGGCAGAUCUGCGUGGAUGGGGACCUGGACUCCUCAGUGCCUGCUGGAAGCCAAACAUCUGGAAAGACAAUCUGGCUCAGAAACCAGUUGCUGGAGAUGCUGUUCAGUGUAAUAUCUUCCUCCCAACUUCAUCUGUCCUCUGAGACAAAGGAAGAGAUGUUUCUGAACCUGGGGCCUGACUGGUUCCUGCUCCUUGUGCAGGGCCAUGUGCAUCCCAGCACCACUGUGUUGGGGUUGAAACUGCUGCUGCACUUUUUGGCAAGCCCCUCCCUCCGCGGGAAAUUUAAAGAUGGCCUGUGUGCAGGAUCCUGGGUGGAGCGCAGCUCAGAGGGCAUGGACAUUGUGAUAGAUAACCUGAAGAGCCAGCCCCCUACGCCUGACCAGAGCCCCUGCCUGCUUCCUGGAUUCCGCGUCUUGAAGGACUUUCUGGGCCACCAUGUGCAUAUUCCAGAAGUCUACCUCAUUGUGUCCACCUUCUUCCUGCAGACGCCACUUACAGAGCUGAUGGAUAGACCCAAAGAGAGCCUGGAUGCCAUGCUCCAGUGGCUCCUGCAGAAGCACCACAAUGAAGAAGUCCUCCGGGCUGGGUUGUGCACUGAAGGUGCCCUGCUGCUUCUGGAAAUGCUGAAAGCCACCAUGAACCAGCCCCCAGUCACGUUCCCAUGCACGGCCUCUCAGGAAGUGUGCCUUCAGCCCUCAGGAGGCUCUGGAGAUGACACCUGGGAACGGACUUUCCCGGCCAGCGUGCUGCAGUUCCUUGGCCUUGUGCACAGCACCUACCCCCAGGAUCCUGCCUGGCGGGCCCCGGAGUUCCUCCAGACGUUGGCUGCAGUCACCUUCCCUCUGGGAACCCACAAGGAGCCCAUGACUCAGCUUGCCCAGAAUGCCAGCAGCCCUGGGACUAAAGCCGAAGGCAACAGCAUCACAGAGGGUCUACAGGCUCCUGUCCAGUCACAUCCCACCCGGAAGCAGCUGAGGGAGUUCAUGCAGCUACUCUUGAGGGAGUUCUUGCUGGUGGCCUCCAACCCCAAACAGUGGCUGCCUCUGGAAAUGCUCCUGGAGGCUUCUCCAGACAAUGCCACCAGCCAACAGAAGCGAGACUUCCAGUCCGAGGUCCUGCUUUCCACCAUGGAAAUAUUUCACACGCUAAGUGGAGGCAACGUGCCCAUGCUUAGAGGCAGUAAAGAGCCUCAGCCAAAUGCAGAAGCUGCUGCUCCUUCACUCGCAAACAUCUCCCACUUCACCCAGAAGCUGGUGGAGAAACUGUACAGUGGGAUGUUCUCGGCAGACCCCAGACACAUUCUUCUCUUCAUCACAGACCACAUCGUGGUGGUCAUCGAGAAUUCCUCUUCUCAAAGGGAUACUGUCAUCGGUGCCUUAUACAGCAGUUUAAAUAAAGUCAUUCUUUACUGCCUGUCCAAGCCCCAGCAAUCCCUCUCCGAGUGCCUCAGUCUUCUCAGCAUCUUGGGCUUCCUACAGGAACACUGGGACAUUAUCUUUGCUACCUAUAACUCCAACGUCAGCUUCCUCCUGUGUCUCAUGCAUUGCUUUUUGCUGCUCAGUGAGAGAAGUUAUCCAGAAGGAUUUGGAUUGGAACCCAAGCCUAGAAUGACUCCUUAUCAUCAAGUCUUUCUUUCUCCAAAUGAAGAAGGGAGAGAAAAAGGAGAGGAAGACUUCCCAAGUUUGAGUGAUGUCCAGCACAACAUCCAAAAGAUGGUACGGACCCUCUGGCAGCAGCUCAUGGCACAGAGGCGGCAGGAGCUGGAGGACACCUUCAAGAUUGAUCUCUCUGUGAAACCUGGAGAGAGUGAAGUGAAGAUUGAAGAGAUUACCCCACUCUGGGAGGAGACAAUGCUCAAGGCCUGGCAGCAUUACUUAGCAUCCGAGAAGAAGUCGCUGACCAGUCGCUCGACUGUGGGACACCACAGCAAAGUGUCUUCAUGGAGUGGCAGCUUGUCUUCAGCCAUGAGGCUGAUGCCCGGGCGGCAGGCCAAGGACCCUGAGUGCAAGACAGAGGAUUUUGUGUCAUGUAUUGAGAACUACAGAAGAAGAGGACAGGAACUAUAUGCAUCUUUAUACAAAGAUCAUGUACAGAGACAGAGAUGUGACAUAAUCAAGGCAGCCAAUGCCUGGGCCAGGAUUCAGGAGCAGCUCUUUGGGGAGCUAGGCUUGUGGGGCCGAACAGCAGAAGCCACACUUUGCUCCAGGUGGGAACUGGACUGGAGAGAAGGACCAGCUCGCAUGAGGAAACGCAUCAGACGCUUGUCUCCGCUGGAGACCCUGAGUCUAGAAAGGCUCAAGGAAAACCAAGACAGAAAUGGCAAUGUUUCAGAAACAGAUGUUGAAAAACAAGAUGAGCUGACACCAAAGGAAGCCGAGAGCAGGAGAGAGGAGGUGGCGGUGGACUGCACCCAGCUGACCUUCUUCCCUGCCUUACAUGAAAGUCUGCACUCUGAAGAUUUCUUGGAACUGUGUCGGGAAAGACAAGUUAUUUUACAAGAGCUCCUUGAUCAUGAAAAGGUGACACAGAAGUACUCCCUGGUGAUCGUGCAGGGCCAUCUGGUCUCCGAAGGGGUCCUGCUCUUAGGCCACCAGCACUUCUACAUCUGCGAGAACUUCACGCUCUCUCCUGUGGGGGAUGUCUACUGUACCCGCCAUUGCUUAUCCAACAUCAGUGACCCAUUCAUCUUCAACAUGUGCAGCAAAGACCGGUCCUCUGACCAUUACUCGUGCCAGAUCCACAGCUACAGGGACCUCAGGGAGCUCCGGCAGGCACGCUUCCUGCUACAGGACAUCGCUCUGGAGCUCUUUUUCCAAAACGGAUAUUCCAAGUUUCUUGUCUUUCACAACAAUGAUCGGAAUAAGGUCUUCAAAAGCUUCUGCUCUUUCCAACCCAGCUUGAAGGGGAAAGGCAUCACAGAGGACCCCCUCAAUCUAAGGAGAUACCCUGGCUGCGACAGGACCAUGCUGCAGAGGUGGCAGAAAAGGGACAUCAGCAAUUUUGAGUAUCUCAUGCACCUCAACACCAUGGCUGGGAGGACCUACAAUGACUAUACGCAGUAUCCAGUGUUUCCCUGGGUCCUGGCUGACUACACCUCACAGACAUUGAACUUGACGAAUCCCAAGACUUUCCGCGAUCUCUCAAAGCCUAUGGGGGCUCAGACCAAGGAAAGGAAGCUGAAAUUCAUCCAGAGGUUUAAAGAAGUUGAGAAGACUGAAGGAGACAUGACUGUCCAGUGCCACUAUUGUACUCACUAUUCCUCGGCCAUCAUUGUCGCCUCCUACCUGGUCCGGAUGCCACCCUAUACCCAGGCCUUCUGCUCUCUGCAGGGCGGAAGCUUUGAUGUGGCAGACAGAAUGUUCCACAGUGUGAAGAACACGUGGGAGUCGGCCUCCAGAGAGAACAUGAGUGACGUCAGGGAGCUGACUCCGGAGUUCUUCUACCUGCCUGAGUUUCUCAUCAACUGCAAUGCCGUGGAGUUCGGCUGCAUGCAGGAUGGGACAGCACUGGGAGACGUGCAACUCCCUCCCUGGGCUGAUGGGGACCCUCGGAAAUUCAUCAGCCUGCACAGACAGGCUCUGGAAAGUGACUUUGUCAGUGCCAACCUCCACCACUGGAUAGACCUCAUUUUUGGGUACAAGCAGCAGGGAUCAGCUGCGGUGGAAGCUGUUAAUACCUUCCACCCCUACUUCUACGGUGACAAAAUGGACCUCAGCAGCAUCAGUGACCCCUUGAUCAGGAGCACCAUCCUGGGGUUUGUCAGCAACUUUGGACAGGUGCCCAAACAGCUCUUUACAAAACCCCACCCAGCCAGGACCACCGUGGGCAAGCCUUCACCUGGAAAGGAUGCUGUCCUGCCUGGGAGCCUGCCCAGCCACCCACAGCCCUUCUUCUACAACCUGCAUGCGCUGAAGCCCUCCCAGGUCACAGUCAAAGAUAUGUACCUUUUCUCUCUAGGCUCCGAAUCGCCCAAAGGAGCCAUUGGCCACAUCGUCUCUACCGAGAAGAGCAUCCUGGCCGUGGAGAAGAACAAGGUGCUGCUGCCUCCUCUCUGGAACAGGACCUUCAGCUGGGGCUUUGAUGACUUCAGCUGCUGCCUGGGGAACUAUGGUUCUGACAAGAUCCUAAUGACGUUCGAGAACCUGGCUGCCUGGGGCCGCUGUCUGUGUACCGUGUGCCCAGCCCCCACAGUGAUCAUCACCUCUGGGACCAGCGCUGUGGUGUGUGUGUGGGAGCUCAGCAUAGCCAAAGGCCGCCCAAGAAGCCUGCACCUCAAGCAGGCCUUGUAUGGACACACACAGGCUGUCACGUGCCUGGCAGCAUCGGUCACCUUCAGUCUCCUGGUGAGUGGCUCCCAAGACUGCACCUGCAUCCUGUGGGACCUGGAUCACCUCACCCACGUGGCCCGCCUGCCUACCCACCGAGAAGGCAUCUCUGCUCUCGCCAUCAGUGACGUCUCAGGCACCAUUGUCUCCUGUGCGGGAGCCCACUUGUCUCUAUGGAAUGUCAAUGGACAACCCCUGGCCAGCAUCACCACUGCCUGGGGCCCUGAAGGAGCCAUAACCUGCUGCUGCGUGUUGGAGGGGCCAGCAUGGGACACAAACAAUGUCAUCAUCACUGGGAGUCAAGACGGCAUGGUUCGGAUUUGGAGGACUGAGGACAUGAAGACGUCUGUUCCUGGGCUGGCAGCACCAGAGGAGACCUCAGCCCCACCUCCAAGCCCUAGAGGUCACAGGUGGCAGAAGAAUCUUGCCCUGUGCCGAGAGCUGGAUGUCAGCCUUGCUUUGACCGGGAAGCCCAGCAAGACCAGCCCUGCGGUGACAGCUCUGGCCCUGUCCAGAAACCAGACCAGACUCCUGGUCGGCGAUGAGAAGGGGAGAAUAUUCUGCUGGUCUGCAGAAGGGUAGGAAGAAAGAGACGGUGGAAGUCUGGCCGAGCAGCGUGUGUCCUGAGCUGCAGCAGCACCCCGCAAAUGUGGGCUGACGCAGUGCCUGGGGCUCAGGAGAGUCUCCCCCGAGGAAGGGGCUGCUGGCCUCAGAGACGCACACCCUGAACCACUCUAUGGCCCGUGGGACUUUGGCCUUGGAUUGUCCAAGGACGCACUCUAUAAAAAGGAAAGCACCCUGGGAGCCUGGGAGCGGUGAUCUGGAAACCGUGACUUGCUCACUAGCUGCCCACGAACUCACAGGACUCACCUUUACGGAGGGCUCAUUACGUGGGGAAAAAAAAUUGGGUCGCUUACUAGAAACUAAUGGGAAAUAUUGGAUUGUCUUUAUUUUAUUAAAACAACUAUUUUCCAGAUGCAA